This is a messenger RNA of Ostreococcus lucimarinus CCE9901, 4341 nucleotides long. RefSeq lists its product with no specific name. The transcript has 2 exons. The record is from RefSeq and is a predicted model, not a curated record. Lineage: Eukaryota; Viridiplantae; Chlorophyta; Mamiellophyceae; Mamiellales; Bathycoccaceae. Bases 1 to 4341 code for a protein of 1446 amino acids.
AUGGAUUCGACGCGGUGCGCGACGUGCCGGGCCGUCGUGCGCGGCGGCGCGGCGACGUGCGCGGAAUGCGGGGCGCCGCAGGGCUACGAUUCGGAUUCGGACGCAACGAUUCGCGUCGACGAUGACGAUGAUGACGAUGAUUCUUCGCACUACGCCCGGGACGCCCGGGACUCGAGCGCUUCAGACGCCGACUCGAGCACUUCCGCCUCGUCCACGACUCGGCGUCGGCGGGAAGUCGAGUCGCGCGAGCGGGAGAUGGAGGAAUCGCCCGAGGCGUUGAAAUUGUUGUACAUGCUGAGUUUGUACACCGACGCGUCUCAGAAACAGUCGAAGUCGAAGUCUGCGGUUUCCAACAACAACAACAACAAACGUUCUCCCUGGAUUCGCGAGCUGCCGCUCCUGGUGCUCGUGUACGAGGGCAUCGUGCGAAACGCGGUGUUCGAUUACGAUUACGCGCCAAAAUCAGAAAAGAUAUUUGGAGCGUGUCCGAGGUAUUUGAACGUCUCGGAAGAGGGACGAGACGAUUUAGACGAUUUGCGUGAGCUUGGUUUCAUCACGGCGCUCAAGGUGACGAGCGAGACGUACGAUCACUCGACGUUGUUGAAGAUUUCCAAGAAGGGGAGCGAAUUCUUGCAGAGGAUGACGGCCUCGGGACGGUUCACGAGCGCGAUGCGCCAGUCGGUAGAUUCGUUGGUGCACGAAGCUGGUCACCUCCUCGAGGUGCGGUACGACCGCGAGUCCUCGGAUUUUUUCCUCACCGUCCCCUCGAUCGGGGUCCGCAUCCGCUCCACCAUCACGGACGUCGAAGACGUGCCGUACGUCUCGUCUCCGUACAUCCCUCCGCACAUGCUGAGCUCCGAUGCGUUCACACCGAACGCGUUGAACGGGCACAAAAAGGCAAAACGCGUGCUCGGCGGCGCCGUUCAAAGUAGUCGCGAUAUUCGCGACCCGCGCCUGAGUGAAAGUAUCUUGCUCGACUCGGUGAAAAUCAUCGUCACCGAAUACGUGCCGAUGGGAUCGAACGAAAUGGUUUCUUUCUGUAGAAAACUCGGCACGGGAGACCGCGUCGCGGGCGGUAUGUUCACCGCGGAAGCGAGCGCGACGCAGGACGAAUUCAACAUGGUGGUCGGGAUCAACGCCGACAAUAAAACCGAGCUAAAAGUCCUCGACGUCGACGAAACGCGAUUCGUAAACGUCGAGGCAGACUUGCUCGCCACCGGGGCGCCCAAGAGUAACUUGGUGCAGCAGCAAAUCGAGGUUUUCGGCAUCAACUUUCGGGAAAACGGCGCCAUCACUUACGGCAUCGUCGUCAACGGCAUCGCCGAUCGAAUUCGAAACGAUAUCAGCGUCGAUUUACUCGCGCGCUUACUUUCCGACGUCCACGAAGACACGAGCUCGCUGGUGGGAAAUUUAUUUUCCGAGCGUCAGCGCUCCAUGUUGAACAUCACAUACAAGGGCGAGCCGGACAAUCGCGACAAGUUUACGUGCAUCAUCGCCGAGCGCGCGACGCCAAAACUGAAAGCCGCGGCGUACAUGGAUGGUGAAGAUAACGAAAACGAGCUCAAGCAAGUCAUCGGCGCGACGUUUUACGCGUACGACCUGAACGAACAAGAAGUCAUCGUCUUUGGUUCACGCGGUGUCGUCGUCUUUGGUCCGCGCACCGAACGUCAUCACAAGCUUCUCGCGACAUAUUCAGCGUUCCAAGCUCGCUCGUUGUUCAUCAAAAGUGUCUUCAGCAGUUGUUUCGCGCUGAACGACGAGUUGAAGAAGACGCGAGCGUUGAUUGAAACCUAUCAGAUCGAUCCGACGAACGUAACGCGCAUUCGUUCGCGCCUCGCCGAUCACACGACGACGGUGACGAUCUUGAGCGCCACUCAGCAGUUCGUGCUCGAGUCGCUCGAAAACGUCGACACGUCUCGUGAAAAGUUGAGCGCGGAUAUGAGCGACGGCGCGUCGCAAGUGUUGUACGACUUGUUUCAGUUGGAACCGUCGUGGAAACGCUUGCAAAGACGCGCCGUUGACUUGGAAAAAGUCAUCGCGGCGUGCGUCAACGAUCUCGAGUCUCUGCGAGAAAUGAACGCCGUCAUCGGCUCACGAAGAAAGCUCCGCAUCAACGAGGCGAUAGAAGGGACGACGAAAAACUUAGAGGAUGCUUUCCGAGCGCAGGCGCGCAACAGCACCACGCUCGAGGUGACGCAAGUGAUUUUGUCGGGGACGCUCGCGUUUGACAUUCUCGAUCGAUUCACGGGGCAAUACCUUUCGUUCACCGAGAUUCGAUGGGCCGUCGAAGCGGUGCAGCCGUACAUAGUGAAUGUUCCCGCGGUUUGGUUCAUCUUGAACAUGCUCGCGUGGUCGGCGUUGGGCGGUGGAAUUGUUUAUUUGAUGCGCUACUUGGCCUACAUGCAUUGCAGCGUGGAGACGAAAAAGCUCACACUCAAUAAACCCAUUCAUUUGUCGCGAUGGCGGCGAUUCAUCGCGACGCGCAACGUGGAGUCGACGGCUUUUAAGGAGGAGAACAACCGUCGCGUGGUGAAAUACGGCUGGACCGAGCCCAUCGACGUCAAAAAGUGGAAAGGAACGCCCCCGAAGAUUAACGUCACCAUCGACGAGCGAUACGGUUUCAUCUUGCAAGCGAUGAUCAUCAUCAAUAAGCGCACGUGUACGCUCUCCGGCGAUGCGGUGUGGCGUCAAUUUUGGAGCGAUGUUUUCGUCGCUCGCAACGUCCACGAUCAAAGUCGAGAGCUGUUUGACACCGACACCGGCGACCGUUUGCAAACGGCCGAAUAUUCGUCAGAAGAAGAAGACGAGACUCGCCGCGACGUCACGGCCAAGAUCAUCGGCAUCGACAACCGAAAGUCCACGUUAAAGUGGCGCGAUGGCAGGCAAAUCCUCGCGCAAGACGACACCGACGACGACAUCGAUUCGGACGAGGAGGCGAUCGCGAAGACGGGCGAUUUGACGUUUGAAGGCUUCGUCGCGUCCAGGUCGUUGAAACUCGCUCGAGAGGAAGAGAAGGCUAAAAAGAAACGAGCGGCAAGGAUGGAAAACCUCAAACUCGACGUCUCUCGACCCUCCCGCGCGACGCAGUGCGAAUUCUACGUCGUCGGUACCUCCCACGCGAGCGCGGCGGCGGCGGCAGACGUUCGACGGGUCAUACGACGCGCGAAACCGCAGGCUGUGGUGCUCGAGCUCGACCAAGAGCGCGCCGACGCCCUCGUCGCGAGCUUCGUCGAACGCGCGCGCGUGAUCGACGAUUCCGAAUACGGGAGCGAUUUGUUGACCGGUAUCAUCGAAUCAGAGCGCGAGGACGCGCUGACGGUGUACGGGGACGUGCGGGCGAGAGGUAUAGGCGAGGCGUUGGCGGCUCGCGCGUUCGGGACGAACCCUUUCGCGAUCGAACGGUGGAAAACGGUGUUGGCGUACGUGAAAAACGCGUGGGAUGGUGGAUCCGUGGGUGUUUCGAGCGAUGGCGCGCUCGCCGCGGCGGACGUGGCGAGAGCUCUCAUGGACGAGCCGAGAAAUCUGACGCCGCUCGCGGGACCGGCGGCGGCGUUCGUCGCGGCGACGUUGGCGAGCUUGGCGAUGCCGAACGGAGCGGAGAACGGUCUCGUGGACGCAGUCGGCGUGUUCCUUGCGCUUUUAUUAUUUUGCCCGCUCGUGGAGACGCUGUGGAUGGAAAGAGACGAGGUGUUGUGCGCCAACGCGUUGAACGCCGUCGACGUGUGCUCGGGCAUCGCUCGAGGGCGGGUACGCCGCGUGCGAUUUGGGUUUUCCACCGAUCCGUCGGCGACGAAGAAGAGCAUGCAAACAUUCACCCCGAGUGAUGCUGGCGCGGUGCCGUGCUUCACGCUGAAACGUCCGCUGAAACGGGGCGAAACGAGAAGGCUGAACUUGUGGGAGCCGCGUUGGCUAGCGCUCAUGGACUCGCUCGCGGAAGCGAAUGGCGGAUCCCUCGUGGGCGCCGAGCUCGGGUGUUUACUCGGGCGCGCGAGACAUUACGUGAGUAGUUCUUGCUUUGAGAUUCUAGGCGAUGCGGCUCGACGUACUGGAACCGUGGCCGUUGAGGAUUCCAUGCGCCGCGCACGAGUGACGCGCGUGGUGGAGGGCGAGCGCCCGACGACAAAGGCUCGGAAAUUGGAGGUUUGGAUCGAAGGAAUGGACGAGUGCGACGUGCACGCGUUAGAGACACAUCCGGCUGGGUAUUUACUCGCGAGCGCGAGCGUCGAGGCGUCGCAAGCGCCGCGGAUUGAUGAAGACGACGACGAAGUCGUCACGUGCGUCAUCGUCACCGGCUUGGCGCACGCGAACGGCAUCGUUCGCGGCAUAGCCGAGGCGCAGUAG